Molecule: messenger RNA, 1317 nt
Organism: Lizanozyma spartinae
Lineage: Eukaryota; Fungi; Ascomycota; Pichiomycetes; Serinales; Debaryomycetaceae
Gene: UTP6
Product: snoRNA-binding rRNA-processing protein
Exons: 1
Coding region: 1-1317 (438 amino acids)
Biological process (GO): maturation of SSU-rRNA from tricistronic rRNA transcript (SSU-rRNA, 5.8S rRNA, LSU-rRNA)
Cellular component (GO): Pwp2p-containing subcomplex of 90S preribosome; small-subunit processome
Molecular function (GO): protein binding; snoRNA binding
Source: RefSeq, a predicted model, not a curated record
AUGUCGGACAAAGUUAGAUACUACUUAGAACAAAGUGUUCCUGAACUUGAAGACUUACAGAAGAAGGGACUCUUUGACAAGAAAGAAAUCACCAUGAUUAUGAGACGAAGAACAGACUUUGAGCACCGUAUUCAAGGUAGAGGGAGUAAGCCAAAAGAUUUCAUUAGAUAUGCUUCUUUUGAAAUGAACUUAGAGAAGUUAAGACGAAAGAGAUAUAACAGACUCAGUAAAGUGAGUGGACUCAUCAAUACGAAACCACUGAUAAGUGAUUGGGCUGGUAUUAGAAGAAUUUUAUUCAUUAUGGAUAGAGGUACUAGAAGAUACCCGGCAGAGGUAGAACUAUGGGCUCAAUAUUUAAAAUUCGCUAAAUCCAACGGCGCCAUUAAGAUUAUAUAUAAGGUGUAUUCCAGGUUAUUACAAUUACAACCCAGAAAUGUCGAUGCAUGGUUAUCUGCUGCAAAAUAUGAAUUCGAAACUAAUGCUAAUGCUAAGGGAGCUAGAUCAUUGUUCCAAAGAGCUCUUAGAUUAAACCCCGAAUCAUUUGAAUUGUGGUAUAGCUACACUCAGUUUGAAUUGACCUUUGUAGCGAGAUUGCUAGCCAGAAGAAAGGUAUUAGGGUUAAUUACUGAGAAACAGCAAUUGGAGAACUUACAAAACGAGGAAAGUCAAUUACAGAAACAAUUGAAAGACUCUAAUGUUGCUGACGAUGAUUUCAACUUAGAUACUAUAGAAUUACCUAGUGGAGAAGACAUGAAGGAAGAAUUAAAUCUGUUACCAGAAGCUGAUAUGAAUAUCUUGGGUAAUCCAGAGACUAAUCCUGCCUUGCGGGGUGAUGUUGCAUUAACUGUUUUUGAUUUGUCGAUUCCAGAGCUCACAAAGAAUUUACCUCAAAAUGUCAAUGUUGAUGAUAAAGUAUUCCAGAUUUGUGAUCGGUUCUUGAACCUUUUUGAUAAAUAUGAAGAUUUGAAUCAAGAUCAUUUGUACUCGCAUGUGAUUCAAUAUUUACAAGCUCAAUAUCCAGAUGAUUUGAGAACUUACUUGAUAGAUAUCACCCUCCCUAUAAGAACCACCAGUAUUAAUUCAAGUGACUUAUCGGAAGUAUUACAAUUGUCUGUCAACAAAUUUAGAGCAUACAAGCUGAAGUUGAAUCUUGAUAAGGAGCAAUUGACUAAAUUGUUUAUCAACUAUUUGCAAACGCAAUAUUUAUCUAAUGUACAAGAUGUCAAUGAACAACAACAACAACAACAACAGGAGCAAGAAGAUUCACCAAUCAUUGAACUUAUUAGGGCUAUUAUCAAGAAGUUACCCACCCUUUAA